Molecule: messenger RNA, 2292 nt
Organism: Quercus lobata
Lineage: Eukaryota; Viridiplantae; Streptophyta; Magnoliopsida; Fagales; Fagaceae
Product: L-type lectin-domain containing receptor kinase IV.1-like
Exons: 1
Coding region: 111-2135 (674 amino acids)
Biological process (GO): protein phosphorylation
Molecular function (GO): protein kinase activity; carbohydrate binding; ATP binding
Source: RefSeq, a predicted model, not a curated record
UCAAAUCAAUACAACGAUAUUUUAGGAGUUUUGAGUCUUUGAGACAUUUUAAAUUUAAACAACCAAAAGCCAUUUGUUCAGAGAGAUAAAUCUUUUUCCUCCUUUUCUCAAUGGCGGCUGGGCUUACAUCAGUUCAUUUUCUGAUAACUCUCUACUUCAUCCUUAAGGUUCCAUUGAUGUUUGCUCAAGAUGACCAGUUCAUCUACAAUGGCUUCCAUCAAGCAAAUCUGCAUCUAGAUGGAACCGCUCGAAUCAACCCCAAUGGUCUAUUGCAACUCACCAACAAUUCACAACAAGAAGUUGGUCGUGCUUUCUACCGACUUCCUCUAAAAUUCAACACUUCUUCUUCGGGUUUAACUCAGGCUCUUUCAUUUUCCACAAACUUUGUAUUUGCAAUAGUUCCUGAAAUACCAUCCAAAGGUGGCCAUGGAAUUGCCUUCACCAUCAGGCCCUCGUGGAAAUUCACCAAUGUCGUAGCCAGCAAUUAUCUAGGACUCUUGAAUCCCUCAAAUAACGGCCUUUCAACAAACCACCUAUUAGCCAUUGAGCUUGAUACUGUAGAGGGUCUGGAUCUUCAAGAUAAAGACAACAACCAUGUGGGAAUCGAUGUGAACAGCCUGAAAUCAAACGAAUCGGCUACUGCAACCUACUUUUCUGAUCAAGAAGGGAAGAAUAUAAGCGUGGAGCUAGUAAGUGGCAACCCAAUGCAUCUUUGGAUAGACUACAAUGAAACAGAAAAGUUACUAAAUGUAACACUAGCCCCAGCCGGCAUCACAAAACCAAACCGGCCUCUCUUGUCAACACGCAUAGAUCUGUCCCAAUAUCUUUUGGAAUCUAUGUAUGUUGGUUUCUCUGCAGCCACUGGUGCAGUUGCAAGUGACCACUAUAUUCUUGGAUGGAGCUUUAAUAAAAGUGGACAAGCACAAAGCCUUGACGUUACGAAGCUUCCUCAACCUCCCCGACAAAGGAAAAGUAAAGAUAGGCAAGGACAGAUUAUCAUGAUUUUGAUCAUAGUAGUAGUGGUCAUGCUGAUAUUGGUCACUGGAACUGCUUACAAUUCAAGGAGGAAGAAAUUUGAAGAACUACGUGAAGACUGGGAAAAGGAGUACGGUCCUCAGAGGUUCACCUAUAAGAAUCUCUACAAGGCAACCAAAGGUUUCUCAAACAAAGAGCUUCUUGGAGCAGGAGGUUUUGGAAAGGUUUAUAGAGGAACACUGCCUUCUUCCAAUACACAAAUUGCAGUCAAGAAAGUCUCCCAUGAUUCCAAACAAGGGAUGAAAGAAUUUGUGGCUGAGAUUAUUAGCAUGGGAAGGCUGAGGCACAGAAACUUGGUCCAGCUCCUGGGAUAUUGCCGGCGAAGAGGAGAACUCCUCUUGGUUUAUGAUUAUAUGCCCAAUGGAAGCCUUGACAAGUUCUUAUAUGGCAAUGAAAAGCCAAACCUUAACUGGAUUCAACGGUUUCGAAUCCUGAAGGGAGUAGCUUCUAGCCUUCUCUACCUCCAUGAAGAGUGGGAACAGGUUGUUCUACACAGAGACGUAAAAGCAAGUAAUGUUCUAUUAGAUGCUGAAUUAAAUGGAAGGCUAGGAGAUUUUGGCCUUGCCAGAUUAUACGACCACGGUACCAAUCCUCAAACCACUCAUGUGGUUGGGACAGUGGGUUAUUUGGCUCCAGAGCUUACUAGAACAGGAAGGGCAACCACUUGCACUGAUGUGUUUUCUUUUGGGGCUUUCAUGCUUGAGAUGGCUUGUGGAAGGAGGCCUAUAGAGCUACAAGGACUGCCUGAAGAGGUUGUUUUGGUUGAUUACGUCUUUCUGUGCUGGGGAAAAGGAGCCAUCCUUGAUGCUAGUGAUCCUAGAUUGGAAGGUAAUUAUGUGGUGGAGGAAAUGGAAUUGGUUUUGAAACUAGGCCUGUUUUGCUCACACGUAGUGCCAGAAGCGAGGCCUAGCAUGAGGCAAGUGGUGCAGUUUUUGGAUGGCAAUGCUAAGCUGCCAGAACUACCAAAUGACAAUGCUUGUUUUGGUACAUCUACAAGUAAUGAAGUGUCUGAUUUCUUCUUGUCAUUUCCCCCAUCUUUUAGCAUAGCUUCUGCUCCUUCCUGUUCUAGCAUUGAUUCAAUUCUCAGAAGUGGUCGUUGAAUUAGUAGUAUAUUGUGCUAUGGGUUGAUUAGAUCAUGGAUCAAUGCUUGGGACCAAAUCAGCAAGUGGCAAAUACAAAACACCGAUUGCUUGGGUGUGGUGAGAACAGAAAAUAGAAACUUUUGAAGAAUGUGAUGUUUAUAGUUGCUUUCGCUUA